Molecule: messenger RNA, 681 nt
Organism: Spodoptera frugiperda (fall armyworm)
Lineage: Eukaryota; Metazoa; Arthropoda; Insecta; Lepidoptera; Noctuidae
Exons: 2
Coding region: 87-389 (100 amino acids)
Source: RefSeq, a predicted model, not a curated record
AACAAGUUUUUGGCAUAAAAAUGUAUUCAGUUAUAUAGCAAAGUUUGUGUUGUUCUUUCAUUAGUAUUGCAUUGUCUGCUCGCAAGAUGGCACGCUCUGUUGCUCUAUUGCUGGUGUUUGCAUUGAUCGUGUCUUCUUUGGCAGCACCAUCAAAGGACGAAGAGUACGACGAUGAUGAUGAUGAUUAUGAAGAUGGAGUAGACGCUGAAGAAGGAAGUAUUGGCAUUUUGGGAAUAAGCGGUGGUAAAUUUGAUGCAGGCAGUUUCAGUAUUGGCCAUGGAGGAGACAGUCAUGGGGACGGUGACGGUGGACACGCUGGCAACCAUGGCACCAACUCGUAUGGAGGAUCUGGAGGCGAUAAGGGCCAUAAUAAUUAUGGAAAGAAGUAGGAUAAUAAUUAUGGAAUUAAUAAAUAUUACUAUAACAUUUACAAGUAGUCAGCUACAGUGUUAUAUCCACUCGGUUUAGCUGUUUUCUAUGUACUGUAUUUUGUAUCAUAAAAUGGGGCUGUCAUGUUCCUAUUAGGAAAAAAACCCUAAUAAAAAUUUAGAUAAAAAUAAAAAAAAAUGGUGCGCAAAAUUAUUUUGUAUAUUAAAUAUUAAAUAAAGUUGUAUUAGGUAUCAACGAUAUUGUGAACUGUACAAUUUGAUAAAGUAAUCAUUUAAUAAAGUAUAGGUAUUG